GUUUUGCAAACACAAGGCCUGAUGGUUGCCAGUGGGCUGGGACGGAGACCCAAGGAGUGACAUUCAACACACUGUGAACCGAGGGCCAUGCGUGUGGCGCUACGGCUGCGCAGUGGCUGCCUGGUGCUCUGUCUGUGCCUGUCAGUGUUCACCCUGCUGCUACAGAGCCUCUGGGUGCCAGUUGAGAUGAACAGCGAUGAACCUGCAGGGAGAUCACCUGAAGAACAGGGUCAUCGUGGGCGUAGCUCUCACAGACUGGCUCUUCGCUUAGGGAUUUUAAGUACUCAGGUGGAAGAACUCAGUCUACUACAGCAGAGGUUUAGACUGGACCAGCAAAGUUUGGCCCUGCUGGUAGAAAAGGAACUGAAGACGGUGUCCCAGAGGCUUGAUAGGCUCAGCCGUCAUCCUCACCAUCACCAUCAGUCUCACACACCACAGUCACGUGAUGACCACAUACCACACACUGAGCCCAGUAAGAUGUGUGAGGUGCCAAUGGAUCCUGCAUAUCCAGUGUGUGCAGAGAAAGUGGAGGCUCAUUGGCAGUCCGACCCCUGCUAUGUCUUUUAUGGAGUGAAUGGUACCACCUGCUCCAUAUUGACUUACCUCAGCCAGAUAGAGGACUUUUGUCCCCCUCGUCUUGGAAGGAGCCACUCUGGACUGCCAUGGCAUGAGAAACCUCAGUCCUAUAAAAAGAAGGCCGAGAUACGUACAACUCUGAAUCAGCUGUUUGAGGUGAUCAGCAACAACACGAGUCCUGCAAUGAGGUUCAUCCAGACCAGAGUGGAAAGGAUGUCUGUAGGGUGGACACAGGCUGGUCUGAAGAUGAGGCAGAGCAGCAACAAGACAGUCUCAACUCAGAUGAGGGUGCUGCUUUAUCUUGGUGCCCUGGCUGGAAGCAUUGGCCAGCAUUUUGAAGCCAUGGUGGAGAGAGGGGGCCCUCUAGGGGAACUUGUCCAGUGGGCUGACCUCAGUGCCUGUCUGACAAUCCUGGGCCAGAACCUAACUUUCAGCACCUCCCAGCACCACCUUCACAGCCUGAUAGGUGCUGCUCCCGGCCGAGGCAGUUGUCCAAUCCAGAGGCCCCUGACCUUUGACCUCAUCUAUACUGACUACCAUGGCCUUGCUCACCUUCAAGGAGCCAUGGGAUUGGCUUUCCAGCAUUACCAGUGCCGCUUCAGAAUCCUGGAUUCUUUUGGCACUGAGCCAGCCUUUAACUUGGGGAGUUAUGCACGCAGGUGGGGAUAUAAAACACUUUGGGGCAGCUGGGGUCUCCACCCUCUGCAGUACAUGACCAUGUUCCCUCACACUCCUGAUAACUCCUUCCUGGGCUUUGUGAGUGAGGAGGCAGUGAGAGAGGAGGAGCGGGAGCCAGAUGCCUACAGGAAAGACAGGAUAGCGGUCGUUUAUGGUAAACAGGACUACAUGUGGCAGGGUAAAUCUGAGUAUGUGGAUGUGAUCAGUGAGGAGCUAGAGACCCAUGCCACAGUCUAUCAACCUCCAAGACAUGCCUCUAAUCUGCCCAGCUUCAUCAGAAACCACGGCCUGCUCACUCAGAAACACUUCCUACAACUUCUCCGCAGAGCCAAGGUGUUUGUAGGGCUUGGAUUCCCCUAUGAGGGUCCAGCUCCCAUUGAGGCAGUAGCUUUGGGAUGUGUCUUCCUUCAGCCACGAUUUGAGCCUCCACACUCAUCAGACAACACUGACUUCUACAAGGGCAAGCCCACCACAAGGCAGAUCACUUCCCAGCACCCUUAUGCUAAAGAAGUCAUUGGUAAACCCUAUGUGUGGACUGUGGACAUAACCAACAAGACUGAUGUACGGGAGGCAGUGAAAGCCAUUUUAAGCACAGAGGUGAAGCCGUUCACUCCCAGAGAAUUCACCUGUGAGGGAAUGCUGGAGCGGGUUCAUGCUUACAUCACUCACCAGAACUUUAGCAGUAAAUCUGUCCCUGCUUGGCCACCACGAAGUGCUUUAAGGGUACACCUGGGCCCCCUGGGGCAGUCGUGUGUUACUGUGUGUCACCGCUAUACCCUAGUAUGUGAGCCUGCUCUGUUUCACCACGUCAACAGCCCUGCUGCAUUCACCAGCAUCGAAGGAGAUGAGCCAGGUGAUAGCGACACAGCCAGCUGUAUGCCCGUUACCACAGUGAUGACAGCUGCCAACCCAGGUGCACAGAGAUAG
Monopterus albus (swamp eel) is the source of this 2181-nucleotide messenger RNA. RefSeq names its product alpha-1,6-mannosylglycoprotein 6-beta-N-acetylglucosaminyltransferase B-like. The record is from RefSeq and is a predicted model, not a curated record. Gene Ontology annotation, cellular component: Golgi apparatus. NCBI's taxonomy places the organism in Eukaryota, Metazoa, Chordata, Actinopteri, Synbranchiformes, Synbranchidae. Gene Ontology annotation, biological process: protein N-linked glycosylation. Gene Ontology annotation, molecular function: alpha-1,6-mannosylglycoprotein 6-beta-N-acetylglucosaminyltransferase activity. The transcript is spliced from 20 exons. Bases 88 to 2181 code for a protein of 697 amino acids.